Molecule: messenger RNA, 2514 nt
Organism: Selaginella moellendorffii
Lineage: Eukaryota; Viridiplantae; Streptophyta; Lycopodiopsida; Selaginellales; Selaginellaceae
Product: probable potassium transporter 17
Exons: 9
Coding region: 226-2514 (762 amino acids)
Biological process (GO): potassium ion transmembrane transport
Cellular component (GO): membrane
Molecular function (GO): potassium ion transmembrane transporter activity
Source: RefSeq, a predicted model, not a curated record
ACUCGCGGGAAAGGAAAAAGGAACGUUUUUUUUGUUCCCUUUUUUCUGGCUCAGGGGAUCAAGAAAAAAUGGGUAGUCGGCGACAAGCACUUCCAUGUCGUGAUUCACUCGAACUAGCAGAAAGUUAUUUGAUUCUUGGGCUCUAGAAUCAUUCCUCCAGCGCUUGCAUGCCUCCGGAUUCAUUGCCUCUAUUCUUCCAUUCAUUCAUUCAUUUUUUCUGGAGCGAUGUCGACGGAUUUGGAGACGGGUGGUCUCGCUGGAUCGGAUCAAAGCCACCCAAAAUCGAGCACAACGCGAUGGGUAAAAUCGUGGAAAACGAUUACGCUGGCGUACCAGACGCUGGGAGUUGUGUAUGGCGAUCUGGGAACUUCGCCUCUAUACGUCUACCCCACCAUGAAUUUCAAGUCGCCGCAGGGCGAGGAUUUUCUGGGAACUUUCAGCAUCAUCUUCUGGACGCUCACGCUCAUCGGCCUCGCAAAGUACGUCUUCAUUGUUCUCCAUGCGGACGAUCACGGCGAAGGGGGAACGUUUGCGCUCUACUCGCUCCUUUGCCAGCAUUUGAAGACGACGAUCAAGGGCCACAAGUAUGGACGAAUGCUGUCGGAUUCCAAGCUCUCGCACUUUAGCAAGACCAACGAGGCCGAGAGCCCGACCGCCUUUGCACGCUUCAUUGAGAGGCGAAAGUCCGCUCAGAGGCUCUUGCUCUUCGUUGCCAUGCUCGGGACUUGCAUGCUCAUUGGCGAUGGAAUUCUUACUCCUGCCGUCUCGGUGUUGUCAGCCAUGGCUGGAAUCGCUACAGCCACACCGAAAAUAAACCAAUCUACUGUGGUUUGGCUCUCAGCUGCUGUUCUCGUCGCCUUGUUCUUGUUCCAGAGAUUUGGAACAAAGUGCGUCAGUUUUGUCUUCUCUCCUAUCAUGGCCAUUUGGCUCGUCACCACCCCUUUGAUCGGGCUCUACAACAUUGCCAUCCAUUACCCCCAGAUCUACAAAGCUCUCUCCCCUCACUACAUCGUCACCUUCUUUCAGAGAAAUGGGAAGGAUGGCUGGCUCGCUCUUGGUGGAACCGUGCUUUGUAUAACAGGCGCCGAGGCAAUGUUUGCAGACCUUGGACACUUCACAAAGUCCUCCAUCCAAGUUGCUUUCGCGUUUAUGAUCUAUCCCUCGGUGCUGCUAACUUACGCCGGACAAUCGGCAUACCUGGUGAGACAUCCAGGCGACCACCGAGAGGCAUUCUACAAGUUUCUUCCUCGUUCCAUAUACUGGCCGAUGUUCGUGGUGUCGACGCUGGCGGCUAUAGUCGCCAGCCAGGGACUCAUCUCGGCAGCGUUCUCCAUCAUCAAGCAAUCCAUAGCUCUCGACUAUUUCCCUCCGGUGACCAUGGUUCACACCUCUCAAGACAAGGAAGGCCAGGUUUACUCUCCCCAAGUUAACUAUUGUCUCAUGGUUCUCUGCCUGGCCGUGCUUUUUGGAUUCCAAGGUGGUCCAGAGAUUGGCAAUGCUUUUGGUGUGGCAGUCAUUUGGGUGAUGCUAAUCACAUCCUCACUCAUAACGCUGGUGAUGCUUAUCAUCUGGAGAACUCCAGUGAUCCUAGCGCUCGUCUACAUCACAGUCUACGGGACCUUGGAAGGAGUGUAUCUCUCGUCAGUGCUCACGAAGCUCCGCGAGGGUGGCUGGUUUCCUUUCGGCAUUGCCGUCAUCCUGGCCUUGGCGAUGUUUAGUUGGCACCACGGCCGCGAGAAAAUCUCCGACUACGAGAUGAUCAACAAGGUGACCGUGGACAGCGUCGACGAGCUCUUCUCUCGAGCGGCCAAGCAGCGAGUUCCGGGGCUGUGCCUCUUCUACACGGACCUCGUCCAUGGCGUCCCCCCGAUCAUGAGACACUAUGUAAAUAACGUUCGCUCGCUCCACCAGGUGAUCAUCUUCACCACCAUCCGCUACGUUCCCGUCAGGACGGUUCUCCCGGACGAAAGAUUCAUCCUGGAGCGAUGCGGCUACGCGGGGGUGUACCGCUGCGUGGCCCAGUAUGGCUACAUGGACGUGCUGGAAGGGGAGGAGUUUGUGAGCGACGUGAUCGAGGCUCUGGCGAUCUUCGUGGCUUCUCGGGAAGAUCACGAAGAACUCGAUAGCGAUGGCGAUGGCGCUGCUCUUGUAAGUGAUCUGUGGCGAGCAAAGGCCGCCGGCGCUGUUCACGUCAUGGCAAAGGCUGAUUUCCGGAUGAGCGAGGAGAGGAGCGGCUGGUUCGAGCGGCUGGUUCUAGACGGCAUCUACAGAUUCCUAAGGAAUAACUGCCAGAUGCCCGUGGCGGCGCUCAAGAUCGCCCCCCAGAAUGUAAUUGAGAUUGGAAUGAUAGUAUCGCUAGCAGUGCCACUAGCACCAAUGGAGGAUUGCCGGUUCAAGGCCAGGACGGUCGCCAUCUGUGCGAAUAUACGGCGAGAGGGUAUAAAAGAUGGAACGAUGAGCGGGGAGAAAAAAUUCUGUGCGUUUCGAGUGUGUUUUCGUGGGGUUGUGUAUUAG